This is a messenger RNA of Anneissia japonica, 4265 nucleotides long. RefSeq lists its product as uncharacterized. The record is from RefSeq and is a predicted model, not a curated record. The coding region runs from base 783 to 1613 and encodes 276 amino acids. The transcript is spliced from 8 exons. Gene Ontology annotation, molecular function: calcium ion binding. Lineage: Eukaryota; Metazoa; Echinodermata; Crinoidea; Comatulida; Comatulidae.
CAAUAUCUGCAGACGGAUCCGUUUCGGCCUAUAUAUAUAUACAUACAAAAGUAAGAAUAUUAGUGCUGUAAUCUUAAAAAAUAUAUAUUCUAUUAUUAAUCCAUAUAUGUUAACUUAGGCAUAGGCCUAUAUGUUUUUGCUUCCCAGUUGACUUAGUUGAUUUAGGGAUUGACGGCUUUACUAUAUUUAGGCAUUAACGGCUUCAUUAUGUUAACCGUUUUUUAGCGGUUCUAUUGUUUUAUCAUCAUUCAACAGUUUGUAGGUACAGUAUUCACGCCCAUGCUUUUAUCUUAUGUCUUUUGUAAUAAAGUAUGCUUCUUAUAAGUUCCGGCGUUGACAUCCGUGUCAUUACCUGAUGAAUAGCUAUGCUCGAAAUGUAUUAUUUCUAAUAAAUAUUGGCAAUGUCUUACUUCACGCUUUGCGUUAUUAUUUGUCUAACAUAAGACAACAGACUAAGUAUUUUUGCACAGCUGUGGUGACAACAUUGGGGUCUUCAAUGGAGAUGAUAUCUCGUUGUAAUACAUUCCAUUCUUUGAGAGUUCUUGGUUAAAUACUACUUGUAUGUAUCUUUGAAUGCCUGGAGUCCUUGGCAUGGAAAGCAAUGGCUGUGUUUAGUUUGGCGGAGUGUAGGAGUUAGACAGAUUCUGUUUGUAGCGUUUAAUCUCUCCUUCUUCCAUUCAGGUUUAGAUGUCACGAUUUAUAUUAGUUCUUACACUGCUGCCAAAAAUGUCACAAUCAAAUGUUCUGCAAAUGGCACUCAACUUCACGAAAUAUGUCUCUUUAUGGAUGGCCAUGUUAUAAAGACAGAAAAUGAUUCACCUCUAAUGCAUAAGAUAGACAUAGUAACAGAGAGUGAUGGAGGAAGCUACAAAUGUACAGCGACAGACAGAUUUAAUUUAACUAAACAAAGUGAAACAAAAGUUCUCAAUUACUAUCCACCUGAAUAUGUUGAUUACAUUACUGUUGCUCCUGGUGAGAAUGCCACUAUUGCACCAGUCGUUUUAGCUAAUCCUAAUGAAGUUACUUACCAAUGGAUCACUGAAUUGAAUGACACAGAUACAGACCCAAGAACCUUCACAUUCAAGGCAUCAGACGUUGUUGGCACAAACUAUACAGUAACAGUGAAUGCUACUAAUAACAUUGGAUCAGCAAUCAAAUUAAUCGAAGUCUUAAGCGUUGACUAUUGUGUUUCUAGUCCAUGUGGAAAUAAAGGGACUUGUAUAUCUGCUAAUUUUGAGUUUACAUGUGAAUGUAAACCAGGCUACAGUGGGAGAUAUUGUGAAAAUAGUGUUAACAAAGGCACAAAUAGGCAAGAGGAGUGCGAACCAAAGACAGAACUUAGAUGCACAAGUUUGACAAUUGGAAUGUUGUUUGUGGGUGGUAUAAUUGUUGGGGCCUUCGGAACGGUAAUUGGUGGAUUGAUCGGCUACACGAGGAUUAAACGGAAGGCACAAAUAGGCAAGAGGAGUGCGAACCAGAGACAGAACUUAGAUACUUACAUGGACUACGUAGUAGAUGAUCCAACUGCUGGCAAUAAAGACCAAACUUACCAAGAUCUACAACAUAGAGAAGAAGAAACAGCUCAUGUUAAUGCGAUGCCGAGAAAGAAAUAAGAGUAGAGAGAGCAGUAGCUGGUUGGAGUGAAUGCUUGUUACUUGUGCAAGGGUCAUUAUAAUCACAGCGAAAUUUAUCACUGAUGAUUGUACAACCACGAAUCCAAGAAUUGUUUUAAGCUCUGCCUAGAUUAUGAUUUUUUUUUUUACAAAAUAUGUAGUAUGUCCACGUAAAAUCAUGAUGUGCCUAUUUGGUGAUGAUAAUGAUGUCAUCAGACCAUAUUUAGACAUGUCACGUGUUUUUAAAAAUAACAUUUGAUAGUCUGGACAGGGCUUAAGUCACGUGUCACUCCAAAUAUCAUACAUAACUCACGUAGAUUCAUAUAUAUUAUUAUUAUAUUUAAAAUACUAUGCUUAGAAAAGGUAGCAUAUGAUGAAGUUGACAAAGCACAUAGUUAGACAACACUUUAAUAUACUUUUUUAACAACCUUUAUAACCGUUUAUAAUUUUAGACUAGACAAACGUUUGAAUGUAAUGAAUCCCAUAUAUCGAACUUGGACGUUUAUAUAAUCAUGUACUAUUUUGAGUAAGGACAACAUGUUUGUGCCGAUUUACCGUCCAGACGCGUGCACAGCUCUGGAAGAAAUAUACUCUGGAAAAAAUAUAUCGUAGCAAAUAUCUUACCAUUAUUGGCAUAUUUUGAGUUUAUAUGCAUGUCUAUUAAAUUAUCAUUAAUAAUAAAUAUUGGACGAUGUCUUGUCACGCUACAAAAGCAGCAUGUGUGAGAAGUCAUUAUACAAAUUCCGUUCGUACUGUACAGUAAAAGCAGCAGAGUAUUCAGUAGGUAAGUGGCACUUCAGUGAGUGCGACUGACACAAUCUCGUGUAUUUUUACGAAAUAUAAUGGAAUAAAAUAUAUUGACCAUGUUAAUCACUAAAAUAAGUCAAUAUGUGAAGUAUUCUUGAAUAAAUAAAUAAAAGGAAGUCUAUUAUAGACUACAUCAUUCACAACAUUUUAGCAUUUAUUGUAUAAUCUAUUUACCAUAUGUUUACCAGUAGGCAUAGUAUCUUACCUGCUUUGACUUUAUAACCACAAUUAUUAUUGGCUAUAUUUAAAAUAUAAUAAUUUGCAAACGUCUUUCUAAAAUUACAGUUAAAGACUAAACCGUAUUUAAUAUUUGCUUUAGAAUGUGCAGUAUUUGGCCAACUGAGCUUUAAAAAAUGAUUAUUUUAUGGGCGGAUCCAUAGGGGGUGAAGGUCGUCGACGUCCGGUUUUCCCACCACUCUUAACAUGUUAAAGCAGGGGGUUAUUUAGGGGGUGGGUCUCCCCCUUUUGGAAAGUAAACUAAAGAAAAAAAUUGGAUCGCCCAAAUAUAUAUAUGCAUCGAACAUAAUAUUUUGUAUACAAAAUUAUUUUGGCAUUUUUAAAGUUUUAUAAAGUAUUUGUUACCCUUAUCAGUGUAUUGAUGUAUUUAUUCAGAUUAGAGAAGCUUACUCCAUAUUCCACGCUUGCAAUCCUGUUUUCUUGGCACACCACUGUAGGCCUAAAUUAUAGAGCUUGUAACUAGGUACUUAAGGAAUAUAUUCAACAUACUGGAAUAUAUUUUGUUUGCUUAUUUUUGCUUCAAACUAUUUAGUAUUUUGUCAUUAAAUUUUUAAAGUAUUGGUAAUAACACUCAUUCAAUGAGGUGUGUCACACUUGCAGUGGAAAUCCUUACCUCAUCUCUUUUUUAACCAUUCGUCUUUCUGUAAUUAUCAUUUUUCUAUCUAAUUUAUCUAUAUUUUCCAUACAUCAUCUUAUUAUCAUUAUCUUAUUUGGUAUCUUUCUGCCUUUUUCUUCAUGUUCCUAUUUUCUUACCCUCUACUGACUCACCCAUUCACCCCCCCCCCCCCCCCGGCGAUUGCAAAUUUCUUAUUUUAUCAUGAAUAAAAAGUGUAGCCGCGUUGGUCUUCUAUAGAACAACGUAAGAAAUGACAACAGUACUUUUAACACUAAUUUGUAUAGAAUGUAUUAUUCUUCACACAUUAAUCUGUGGACUUAAUCAGGACGCAUCCAAUUUGCACAAUCUCCUGAUGAAGUCCACUUGUGGACAAAAGCUGGAGAAUACAUUUUAAAAUCAAGUUAGUCUUAAAAGUGCUGUUGUCAUUUCUUAUAUCAUUUUGUUCCUCUUGUCUGUCAUUUUUCGGAGUCACCAUACUCAUAUAUUUUUUACAUUAUGUUUUGCUGUUACAAUUCCGAAAAUUUUAUUAUGCAAUAUUUAGUAAUAAUAAUGAAUAGUGUACAAUAAUCCUUUGUUUUUUAAAGUGUUUCGUAGUUUCACUAUGAUAAGAGAGCAAACAGUGUUUUUCCAUUUCUUUUUUAAUGCAUUUAUAUUGUUAAUAUCGAUUAUUAUUUCUGUUUUAAUGCAAUAUGCUACAAAGUAUGUCACAACUUAGCCUGGCCACUAGACCACAAUGAUGCACAUGUCGAAUGUUUAUAUGGUAUAGGCCUAUUACUGUAUUAAUUAGGCCAUUGGAUUGGUUAUAAGUGUAAAUUUAUAUGAUCGUUCAAAUUUGUUUGAAAAAAUGAAAUCUUAUUUCUUUAAUAUGUUAGCAUUCUUCUCAGUUAUAUUCGGCAAAUUAUUUCCCGAAAUAUUACAUAUUCGUAUCAGUGAAUAAUUGCUUACGCUACUAGCUAUUUUUUGGCAAACAAAUAAACUAAUUAUUUAGUAAA